Molecule: messenger RNA, 735 nt
Organism: Hirsutella rhossiliensis
Lineage: Eukaryota; Fungi; Ascomycota; Sordariomycetes; Hypocreales; Ophiocordycipitaceae
Exons: 2
Coding region: 1-735 (244 amino acids)
Source: RefSeq, a predicted model, not a curated record
AUGGGUCGUCUCAUGUAUGCCCACGCUAUUACGCUCGCCACCGGAGGCGAAAUCGACGACCGAAUCCAGGGCGAGCCCGGCAUCGUGUACGCACCCGAGAUCAUCAGACAGCAGCUCGGACAGGUCUCUCACUAUCCGCGCUCGCGUGUGCCGUUCCAGAAAAUGGACGACGAGCUCGUCCACCGAGAGGGGCUUCUCUACUCGGCGCUCGCCCAGUUCUCCUUCGCUCGCCCCGACGCGCCGCCGAACAGACUGGACGUGUUCGCAGGUCUCCAUUACAAGCUCCUCGGGGUGUCGGAUCCGGACUUCCAGCUUAUGCCCGGAGAGCGCACGUUUACCCCCAGUAUCAUGUUCGUGCCGUCGGCCACGGUUAACCAAGCGUUCGAUGAGAUCUCGAACUUAUUCUAUGGCAUCUUCGACCUCUGGUCUCUGUAUCAGAGCAGCAAGACGACAUGUCCCAACCCGGGCCGCAAGAUAAAGACCAUCGACUCGACCCCCCAGCCGCAACUCAAACUCGACGAAUGGGUGACGCAGCACCAAAGCCCGCCGCAGGCCUCAACUCCCGGAUCAUGUCGAGCACCCGCGCUAAAAUUCCGUCUGGACUGGACGCGCCGUGGUCAGCACCACCUACACCACGGGGAUAUACCGCCUGUCCAUGAACCGGAAUGGUCGACCUUCACGAAAAGCCAAGCCAAUGCCAUCCUCGAGAACGAAGACCUCUCUACCGAGAACUAG